This is a messenger RNA of Trichoderma virens Gv29-8, 1265 nucleotides long. RefSeq lists its product as uncharacterized. Gene Ontology annotation, molecular function: ubiquitin conjugating enzyme activity. NCBI's taxonomy places the organism in Eukaryota, Fungi, Ascomycota, Sordariomycetes, Hypocreales, Hypocreaceae. The transcript has 3 exons. Gene Ontology annotation, biological process: protein polyubiquitination; proteasome-mediated ubiquitin-dependent protein catabolic process. Bases 126 to 803 code for a protein of 225 amino acids. The record is from RefSeq and is a predicted model, not a curated record.
CCGACAACCAGCCAGACGCUACUGCUCCUGCGCGUUGAGUAGAAGCAGCAUAGAGGAAAACAACUUUCGAGCCGUUCUGCCUCCUAUAUCGUUCCAUAUAAUCUUUACAAUCACCUACCAGCGUCAUGGCUCAGAAGCGCCUUAUGCAAGAGCUGCGGUCUCUCCAGAAGGAGAAAUGGGUGGAGAUUACAACAGAUGAGACAAAUCUCCUCAAAUGGAGGAUCGGCCUCUGGGUUGUCAAUCCUGACAGCGUUUGGCACGGAGCGUUCCUCAAGGCCGAGAUGAGAUUCCCAUCCGACUAUCCUUAUCAGCCGCCGGUCUUCAAGUUCCUCACCCCCAACAUCAUCCAUCCUAACGUAUAUUCCGACGGAAACCUCUGCAUUUCCAUUCUUCACAAGCCUGGCGAAGACGAGCAGUCUGGCGAACUUGCAAGCGAGAGAUGGAAUGUCCUACACGGAGUUGAAUCUGUUCUCCGAUCCGUUCUCCUGCUCAUGGACGAUCCCGAGAUCAAUUCAGCUGCCAACGUGGAUGCCAGCGUCAUGUAUCGAGACGAUCGUGCUCAGUAUAAUGCCUUGGCCAAGGCUACAGUGGCAGCGACCAAGAAAAGCAUCCCGGCGGGUGUGAGGAUGCCCAGCAUGGACGAGCUGACUCCGGUACCGGUAAAGCCGAUCGAUGACGAUGCCGACUUUUGGAAUAUGACAGAUGAGGAAGAAGACUUUGGCGGAAGCGAUAGUGACGAAAACAUGGAUGACUUCGAGGAGGAAGAGGAGGAGGAUGAAGAAGAAGAUGAGGAUGAUAAAUGAGCGUUCAACUGUGACAUGAUGUGGGGAGAAUGCGCUGUUUCCUGAGUGAAAAAGCGAAAAAAGCGAAAGAACCAACAGCCGGCUGGCUUGUCAUAACACGCCACAACCGAUGGCAUACUUUUACCUACGCAACUAGCGGAUCCGAUUUGAUGGCGUUUGGCGGCUUCUUACCUACCUAUGCAUGGAACGGGCUGGGAGAAGGUUGGUGUCAUGGCGUGGCAUCUCUACUCUUGGACCACGGAAGGAUUGCAUUUGAAUUUUUGCGGUUUCUUGUUUUACUUUGCUGCCUUUGUUUUUGUUUUCUUGCCUUUUUAGGUCAUUACAGGCAUCUCUCAUAUUAGCGGGUUUUUAUCGUUUCUUGUAGCUCGAGUCUGAGGGCAGCCAAACUUUACAUAGAAGGCAAAAGCGCAUAGACGCGUUGAUACAGCAAGCACAGAUAUACAAUUUCUUUUUCUUCUUAAG